This is a messenger RNA of Hordeum vulgare subsp. vulgare (domesticated barley), 1045 nucleotides long. RefSeq names its product adenine phosphoribosyltransferase 2-like. Lineage: Eukaryota; Viridiplantae; Streptophyta; Magnoliopsida; Poales; Poaceae. The record is from RefSeq and is a predicted model, not a curated record. Gene Ontology annotation, cellular component: cytosol; cytoplasm. Bases 76 to 750 code for a protein of 224 amino acids. Gene Ontology annotation, molecular function: adenine phosphoribosyltransferase activity. The transcript is spliced from 7 exons. Gene Ontology annotation, biological process: adenine salvage.
CAACAUUAACUCACUUGUUCACCUCAACACUCCAGCUCCUAUCUAGCGCAGCGCAGCUCUGUAGAGUGAGUGGAAAUGGGCGAGGAGGCCAAUUGCAACGCCGUGAUGGAGGCCGCCAACGGCAACGGCAACGGCAAGGUCAAGGAGAACGGCCACGCCGUUGUGGCCAUGCCGGACGUCAAGGCCGACGACGCCGUGGUGGCGCCCGCCGACCCCCGGCUGCAGGGCAUCUCCGACGCCAUCCGCGUCGUCCCGCACUUCCCCAAGCCAGGCAUCAUGUUCAACGACAUCACGACGCUCCUGCUGCGGCCCGGGGUGUUCAAGGACGCCGUGGACAUCUUCGUCGAGCGCUACCGCGGCAUGGACAUCGCCGCCGUCGCCGGGAUUGAGGCGAGAGGGUUUAUAUUUGGCCCGGCGAUUGCACUAGCCAUCGGUGCCAAGUUCAUUCCGUUGCGUAAGCCUAAGAAACUCCCAGGUGAGGUGAUUUCUGAGACCUAUGUUCUCGAAUACGGAACUGAUUGUCUGGAGAUGCAUGUUGGUGCUAUCGAACCCCGUGAGCGGGUUUUGAUCGUCGAUGAUCUGGUUGCAACUGGUGGGACACUUUGUGCUGCUAUAAAUCUUCUGGAACGUGCUGGAGCUGAUGUCGUUGAGUGUGCUUGUCUCAUUGGGCUCCCUAAAUUUAAGGAUUUUUACAAGCUCAAUGGGAAGCCGGUCUAUGUACUGGUGGAGUCUCUGGAAUAUGAAAAAUAAGAAACUUGUGACCAGGGACGCAUCGUGGCUUCAUCCUGCAGGUGAACGGUGAUGAUCCACAAGUCUGCGGCACAUUGCUAAGGCUAGCUGCUACGCGUUAGGGAGGGAGUGGGGGAGGUUAGGGAGCGGUACGUGAAUGGAUGGGUGUUAGUAGUCUUUGUAGGCUGAGUAGUUUCUUCAAGAGUACUGAAGAGCUUCCUUGUUCUCGGGAAAAAUGAUCGUUAGCUGAAACGCGAGUCCUGUCGUUCUUCCAUUGUUAUUGGUUAUUAAUUAUUAAUUGUGUGGUUUUGAUUUC